AUGGAAAGUAUCGUCGAACUUUGCAAAAGUAAGCGUUCUCGUAAUUUGAUGUUACGUGAGAGAGAAGCAAAUGGGGUGGCUGGUUCGGCAAUAGCAUCAUAUGCGGAUAUUGGCACCGAUCCACCUGACCAAGUGCCAUUAUUACCAAUGGAAACUGUGUUUUUGGCUAUCUUACUGAUCAUUUUCUACUAUAAACUAUUUAUUACGAUUGGAUGCUCUAUUUUCGAAUGGGUCUACUCAGGGGAAUUACAAAGUCAAUUUGCUAAGACACUAUCACUGGAAGAUGAAGAAUAUCACCAGGAAUUUGUCCGACAUGUGAAAAAAACAAACUAUUUUCGGAAAUAA
Messenger RNA from Caenorhabditis remanei, 345 nucleotides. RefSeq lists its product as uncharacterized. The coding region runs from base 1 to 345 and encodes 114 amino acids. NCBI's taxonomy places the organism in Eukaryota, Metazoa, Nematoda, Chromadorea, Rhabditida, Rhabditidae. The transcript is spliced from 3 exons. The record is from RefSeq and is a predicted model, not a curated record.